GUAUAUAGUAUUUAUCUUUGCUAUAGGCGAAUAUGAAUAUGUCUCUGUGUAGUCCCAUAAGUUUUAAUAUGGUCCUUUUGCAACCAAUAUUGCUUCUAGGCGUUCAAUACUAUCAUCUUCCUGUUGCAACCAACCUUACAAAUGACUCGUUUGAUUUAGACAAGCGAUGGUUUGACAUAUAGUUUCUCAUGAUAUCAACUUUACAAAUGUCAUUUGUAGAUCAUUAGACCGAAAAUGUUCAUAUGGUUGUUCAAGGAGAUCAUGACCUUUUAUUGAGAGUCUGAAUUUCUUCACAUCUCUCCCCCUAAGUUUAGACAGUGAAAACUUGAACCUUGGGAAGGGACCAAAUGAAAAUUCAAAGCAUUUAUUUUUCUUAUUUAAUGAUUUUACAGUACAACAGGGGUUUCCAAGAAAAAAGAAAUAAUGAAGGGUUGCAUGCAUCAUCAUACCUAUCUCCCCAUCCAUAUUCAGAAUCUCUGUAAUCGAAGCGUCAAACAAAAAACCAAUGAGAACAGUAAAACCCAAGUAUCAAACCAUGUCUACUCAAAACCAAACUGAAAUCCUAGUGCGUUUUAAGCUUGUCAUAGACAAAAAGAGGAAGAAAAUCCUAUAUGCUGAAGCCGACAAGACCUUCUUCGAUGUCAUCUUCGCCAUACUUCGACUUCCUGUUGAAGAGGUCGUCAAGCUGCUCUCCACCGGCCAAGACAGCCCCAUGGUUGGUUCACUUGGAAGUCUCUACCGCAGCUUGGAGGCCUUGAACAUUACAUAUUAUAACCAAAAUCAGUUAAAGGCCGACCUCCCAACGCCCAUUACUCAAUCCCAGAUCCUAAGACUCUUGCAAAACGAUCCUUCUAAAGGACCAAAGACCUAUUAUGCAUGUUCUAAUAAUUCUUACUGUCGUUAUAGUUUUAGUGCUACAUAUAAUAUUGAAUGUCCCAAAUGCCACUGUAAGAUGGUUAGCCCUGCAUCAUAUGUGUGCGAACCUAAUGAGGCACGACCCAUUGUGGGAGAUUUUUUGAAAGGGGGGACUGUUACGUACAUUGUGAUGGAUGAUCUUACUGUUAAACCAUUGCCCUCUUCCACUCUCUCCAUUUGCACCAUGUUUUAUGGGCUAAAUUUGGAGAAUGUUAGGCAGCUUGGCGUGGAGGUUAUCGAUAUGGACAUGAAUGACUGCUUGAAUCUUCUAAGGACUUCUCUACAAUCAACCACUGUCCUGAGCGACUUGUUUCUUUCCAGGAUCAACUUUCCACAAUCCUCUGUGGUGGAAGAAGUUAUGGUAUAAAAAGAUGAGCAUGGGUGCUGACAACUUUUGGAGAUACAUGUGAGCUUCCCCCCUUGUCAAGGAAUUUAAGGUUGUUUCAGAAAUGUAUAUGAAAUCAAGGAAUCUUUGGACCAAACUUGUUUCCAGAGAUCUGCUCUGCGUGCUAAGAUUGUUGGUUUCCAUGGUUUUAUUCAAGCCGUCAUGAUGCUAUGUCGUCUAUUUUUAUUUCAUU
Molecule: messenger RNA, 1493 nt
Organism: Cucurbita pepo subsp. pepo (vegetable marrow)
Lineage: Eukaryota; Viridiplantae; Streptophyta; Magnoliopsida; Cucurbitales; Cucurbitaceae
Source: RefSeq, a predicted model, not a curated record